AUGGCGUCUCCAGCUGUCCACCAAGCUAUCGAAGAGGCCGCUUCGAAGUACCAGAUCCCAGAAGGCCGUGUUUUUGAAUAUGGAACUGCAGGAUUUCGCAUGAAAGCGGAUCUGCUCAACACGGUUGUUUUUGCUGUCGGCCUCCUCGCAGGUCUUCGCUCCAAGAAACUCAACGGCCAAUGGAUUGGUGUCAUGAUCACGGCCAGUCACAACCCCGCCGAGGACAAUGGCGUGAAGCUGGUCGAUCCUAUGGGCGAAAUGCUCGAGGCCGACUGGGAAACAUAUGCCACAAAGCUUGCGAAUGCGCCCCUUGACAAAAUCGCAGACGUCUACGAUCAGUUGAUCAAGGAGAUUGAUAUCAACAUGGCCAACCCCGCUCGGGUCGUUUUUGCCCGCGACACGCGCGCAUCGGGUUCGCGACUCGCUGGAAUCCUGGGUUCGGCACUGACUGCUACCGAAGUCGAAUUCACCGACUUCAAGUUUAUGACUACCCCUCAGCUGCAUUACGUCGUUCGCUGCAAGAACACCCUUGGAACACAGUACGAAUACGGUGAACCCACGGAAAAGGGUUACUAUGAGAAACUGAGCGAGGCCUUUAAGAAGGUCAUGAAGAAUGUCAAAAUCCAGGGGCCUCUCACUGUCGACUGCGCGAAUGGCGUCGGUGGACCCAAACUACAAGAGCUCAUCAAAUUUCUUACGCCGCCAAGCCAAGGGGGCAUCGACAUCAAGGUUGUCAACGACAAUGUGAUUAACCCAGACAGUCUAAACUUUGAUUGCGGCGCCGACUAUGUGAAGACGAAACAACGUGCUCCUCCUUCCUCCAAAGCGGCGCCUCUUGAACGAUGCGCGUCCCUUGAUGGUGAUGCCGACCGCCUAGUCUACUAUUUCGUCGACGAGAACAACGUAUUCAGGCUUCUCGAUGGCGACCGCAUCGCGACACUUGCCGCAUCUUUCAUCGGUGACCUGGCACGAAAUGCAGGAAUUUCGCAAAAGCUCAAGAUCGGUGUCAUCCAGACUGCUUAUGCCAACGGAGCAAGCACUGACUAUAUUGAGAAAGUGUUGAAGCUUCCAGCCGUCUGCACAAAGACCGGAGUGAAGCAUCUUCACCACGCCGCUAUGCGGUACGAUGUCGGUGUUUACUUCGAGGCGAACGGCCACGGAACGGUGACCUUCUCUGAGGAGGCGCUCAAGACUAUCAAGAGCGCAGAGCCUCAGUCACCGGCACAGCAGCAAGCUCUAGAAUCGCUCAACGGGCUGACAGAUUUAAUCAACCAAGCAGUUGGGGAUGCUCUUUCAGACAUGCUCCUGGUCGAGGCUAUUCUGGCGCACAAAGGAUGGACGACCAAGGAGUGGCUCGGUACUUACACCGACUUGCCUUCUCGCCUUGUGCGAGUUGAGGUGGCCGACCGCUCGAUUUUCAAAGCCGUGGACGCCGAACGCAAGCUUGAAUCGCCGGCCGGGCUGCAGGAUAAGAUUGACGCCUUGCAGUCUCGCUACAACAAGGGCCGUAGCUUUGCGCGGGCAAGCGGGACAGAGGACGCCGUGCGGGUUUAUGCAGAAGCUGCGAGCAGAUCCGAGACAGACGACCUGGCGACCCGUGUUGCCAACGCUGUCAAAGAAGCGGGUUCUGGGGGUGAAGCCUGA
Talaromyces rugulosus is the source of this 1644-nucleotide messenger RNA. RefSeq lists its product as uncharacterized. The record is from RefSeq and is a predicted model, not a curated record. Gene Ontology annotation, biological process: carbohydrate metabolic process; UDP-N-acetylglucosamine biosynthetic process. The transcript has 6 exons. Lineage: Eukaryota; Fungi; Ascomycota; Eurotiomycetes; Eurotiales; Trichocomaceae. Gene Ontology annotation, molecular function: phosphoacetylglucosamine mutase activity; magnesium ion binding. The coding region runs from base 1 to 1644 and encodes 547 amino acids.